Messenger RNA from Penaeus monodon (black tiger shrimp), 1887 nucleotides. Its product is annotated as probable serine/threonine-protein kinase DDB_G0272282. The transcript is spliced from 2 exons. The coding region runs from base 538 to 1542 and encodes 334 amino acids. Lineage: Eukaryota; Metazoa; Arthropoda; Malacostraca; Decapoda; Penaeidae. The record is from RefSeq and is a predicted model, not a curated record.
GCCACAAACCGCUCGCGAAAUAACCUGCUGACUGCGCAAUUACGUCACAUGGUCAGACAACAUGCACCACUUGGCUUUCCCUACCCGCCUUACUCUCAGCCAAGCGCGAGGCAGCGGCCCAUUACGCUCUCCGUCGUCUGUGCUUAGCGCUUUCCCGAUCGAGUGCUAGCGGUUCUUUUACGGUCCCUAUGAGCAUAACGGGAUCCGGCGAGGAGCUGCCUGGCAACAGCAAUCAGGUCGAGGUUUAGUGUUCUGUCGUGGCAGAGAAUUCGGCGAUUCCUCCUGGAUGUCGGUCGGGUGAGUGGCGGCUGGACAAACAGUUUCUGUGGAAGGUUCGUCCAGUUAGUUAGCUGAAUUUUCAUAUCAUGAGAGCAGUCUUUUUCACUGUUCGAACUUAUAAUAUCUGAAUUUCCAAUAUAUUUUUUUUCUCUGUGAGUAUAAUUAGCAACAUUAGUAUAUCCACAAACGUUAGCGAGAAGGUAUUUGUACUUUCCUCGCACUUUAAUUUUUUUUUACUUUGUCAUUUCUUACAGGCCAAUGGACGUGUCGAAGUUUUCAUUAAUCACCAUGCUGCUUCUGGCUUCUGCAACUGCUAGCGAGGCGAUGGCUCCUCCGUGGUCCGACUCGCUACAACGGAGGGGCCCUUUGGUUUCCAGAGAAGAGUAUGGCCCUGCGGCAGGUCCUAGACUGGGGAUGGCACGUGCAAAUGAUGUGCCUGGUGGAGCGAGUGUCGGGGAAGACCACGCCCACGCACACUCAGUCCGAGGGUUGACGGAGCGGGCGGCGACGGAGAGCGACCGCAAGGACAAGGGCGGCGGAGAACGAAGCCGAUCGAAGAGGUACUUCCCGACGGGGUUCCUGGGCUCGCCGCCGGCCGCCACCUCGCAGACGCCCCUGAUGGUCGCCCAAGCCAACAACCAGGACUACCACUACAUGCCGCUCCAGGACGACGGGACGGUCUACGUGCUGGACCCUUGCCCCGCGCCCUCGCCUCCGUCGGGGGGCGGCGGCAGCAACGUCUUCGCUCUCCUGACCUUCAGCGUCGUCACGGCCAACGUCCUGAUAAACGCCGUGGCCAACGUCAACAGUAACAACAACAACAACAACAACAACGACAAUAAUAACAACGACAACAUCAACAACGAGAACGUGAGCAGCAACCUCGACUCCAACACCAACGACAACACCAUCAUGGGUCGCGCCCUCGCCUCGAACGCCUCGCUCCCCGACGCCUCUGCCUCAUGCGCAUGCUCUCGGAGGCGCCGAAGGACACCGUCGGAACUCCCCGAGAGGCUGCAGGCGCCGCAGUGGCUCAUGUCUUGCGUGCCGCGUUCUGGUGUGCGAGUCCUACCGCUCGGCUGCCUUUUCCUCCGGCCUCGCCUCCGUCGCGGGGAAGGUUACCGGGUUGACGUCGAGCUUGAUAGGACUCCAGCAACUCCCCAAGGACGAGCUAAAGGAGGCGCAAGUUCGAGGUUCUUCUGGUGCGUCCUGCGAACUACACUACCCGUGCUCCGCUCUUGGCCCGUGAAGAUAGAUAGAUAGGUAGAGAUAGAGAUAAUAGAUAGUUUUUUUUUUUUUUUUAGCAAGAUUAGUCCGUUAUCCUUUAUAAGAUAGAUAGGUAGUUCGUGAACCUUUAUAAGAUAGAUAGGUAGUCCGUAAACUGUAGUUAGGUUGAAUCUUCUAAGGUGUUAGGAGAAUGUAAAAUAUCUGUGAUUUAUAGUCAUAUACCUGGCUACGCACUGUAGUUAAGGAUUAUCCGUAUCUGCAUUUCAUUUGUUUUAUUUGUAUUUAGGUACUGAUUCAUCGUGCCCAUUAAAGACUAAGUUAACGAAACCAUGAAACCGUCAUUUUGUUACCUGCACUUAAGAUAAUAUACUCCGUCAAAUA